AUGGCCUUCACAUGCCACCUGAAGUCCCGCCUUCCCUCUGCUGUGAGGAGCUUGAUUCUACAGAAGAAACCAAACAUCAGAAACAUGUCCAGCAUGGCUAGGGGGCUCCAGCCAGCCAGUGUGGUGGUCCGGCCCAGGUCCCUUGCUCCGGCCUUUGAAAAGUUCUGCCAGGUCAACAGUGGCCCUCUGCCGCUGCUGGGCCAAAGUGAGCCAGGCAAGUGGACGUUGCCUGCCCUGGAUGCUGUCCCAGGUACCAGGACAGGCUGUCCCCAGUUCUGGAAGUAUGAGUUUGGCACCUGCACGGGCAGCCUGACCUCGCUGGACGAGUCCUCGGAGCAGCUGAAGGACAUGGUGGCCUUCCUCCUGGGCAGCAGCUUCUCCCUGGAAGGGGCCUGGGAGAAGGGGGGGACUCCUCAGAAGACAGAGGUGCCUUGUGCCACCAUUGCUGGCUUUUGCUGCCCUCUGGUGGUCACAAUGAGUCCCGUUCCCAAGGACAAACUGGAACGGCUGGUGCAGGCGUGUUACUCCUUAGGGGGUGAGCACGGACAGCCGGUUCACAUUGACGACCCAGAACCGUUGGGUAUCAAGGAUCUUUCCAAACCUGACUCCGGGACUGUGGUGUGUCAGCCAGGGCAUGUUCCAGUGUUCUGGCCUUCUCAGCUGACCAGUCUCGAAGCUGUCAGCGCCUGCAAGAUGCCACUGGCUUUCACCAGCGCACCGGGUUGCACAGUUAUGACUGACCUGAAGGGUACAGCGGCUCUGGCCAGAUGUCUCACCCCUGAGGGAAUGCCAGAGGUCCAUCACAUUUCCCAGGAUCCUUUGCACUGCAGCAUGGCGUCAGCUUCAGUCGCUCAGAAGAUCAGAGAACUGGAGAUGAUAAUUGCCAUCGACCCAGGCAGCCAGGGGAUCGGGCACCUGCUCCGUCCAGGUGAGCUGCUGCGGGCCUCCCUGUCUCUGUCCCACGCCCGCUCCGUGCUCCUCACCACCGGCUUCCCCACGCCUCUCAACCACUAGCCUCCAGAAGAGACGGACGGCCCGCCGGGAGCCGUGGCUCUGGCUGCCUUCCUGCAGGCCUUGAAGAAGCGGGUCUCCGUGGUCGUCGACCAGAGAGCCUUGAAUUUGCACAAGAACCUUGUUGACGAGGCUGUACAGUGAGGUGUUCUGAAGAGGCAGAUCCCAAUAUUAACUUACCAAGGCCGAUCGGCGGAAGCUGCUCAGGCGUUUCUACGCAGAGAUGGGAACACCAAGUCACCCAGGUUUGACCAUCUGGUGGCGAUCGAGCGCGCGGGAAGGGCUGCCGAUGGCAAUUACUACAACGCGAGGAAGAGGAACAUCAAGCACGUGGUGGACCCCAUUGACGAUCUUUUCCUUGCAGUGCAGAAGAUUCCUGGAAUCUCAUCACCUGGGGUCGGUGACGGAGGCAACGAGCUUGGGAUGGGCAAAGUCAAGGAGGCCGUGAAGAGGCACAUACGAAAUGGGGACAUCAUUGCCUGUGACGUGGAGACUGACUUUGAGGUCAUCGCUGGCGUUUCUAACUGGGGAGGUUAUGCCUUGGCCUGGGCGCUGUACAUCCUGAACUCAUGUGAGGUCCACAGACGUUAUCUGAGGAAGGCAAUUGGGCCCUUCAGAGCACCUGGAGAACAGAACUGGACUCAGGCCCUCCCAUCCAUCACUAAGGAAGAAAAAAUGUUGGGCAUCCCGGUGCAGCAUGGAGUCCGGAGCGGAGUCUCGGGCACCCUAGGCAUGGAGGGCGGGCUGCCCUUCCAUGGCACUCACGCCCAGAUGAGCCAGAAGCUGGUAGACAUCACCAUGGCGCAAGGGUGA
Messenger RNA from Balaenoptera ricei (Rice's whale), 1824 nucleotides. It is a transcript of the gene DGLUCY, whose product is annotated as D-glutamate cyclase. Gene Ontology annotation, biological process: glutamate metabolic process. NCBI's taxonomy places the organism in Eukaryota, Metazoa, Chordata, Mammalia, Artiodactyla, Balaenopteridae. The record is from RefSeq and is a predicted model, not a curated record. Gene Ontology annotation, molecular function: D-glutamate cyclase activity.